GCAACAAAUUAGAUCAUGAGAAUUUUUUUAUCUAUUUUGGGUUCAUAUAGCUCAUCUGCUAGAUAUUCAGAAGCAUGUGAACUUAUUGAAUGCUUGAGAGGAUAAAAUGAUCACUGAAGCACUCAUCAUUAUAUUUUGCAAGGCUAAAAAGCUUGAUGCAGUCUUGGAGGAGUACAAAAGUAAAGGAGGAAUCGGUUUCUAUCACUCAUCACUUAUUUUCCAUUACUACAGUUCAAUGCUUGAGAGGAUAAAAUGAUCACUGAAGCACUCAUCAUUAUAUUUUGCAAGGCUAAAAAGCUUGAUGCAGCCUUGGAGGAGUACAGAAGUAGAGGAGGAAUCGGUUUCUAUCACUCAUCACUUAUUUCCCAUUGCUGCAGUUGAUUUUCAGGAAAUUAAAUUCCCUAUGUUUAGCACUAUGGAAUUCAGAUAAAUUUUGGUUAUCGAUUUCAUCAUUUCACUUCAAAACUAGAAUAGUGCAUUAGCAGUUAAAGGACAUUAAAACCAAUUGAAUAUUCUUGUGUUCUCAUCUUCGGCCACCGUAUAUGGUUGGCCAAAGGAGGUUCUAUGUACAGAAGAGUUUCCUCUGUCAGCAAUGAAUCCAUAUGGUCGAAUUAAGGAGAAAGCAAAGACAAUUUUGCUUCUGUCCCGUUGAUGAUAUUAUAGAGAAUACAGAUGGUUUUGCUGGUGUCUUUCCUAAGCACAAAUAUGAUAUUGUGACGAGGUUACAAGCUAGAAAUCACGUUUGUGGGAUGAUUGGUGAUGGAGUGAAUGAUGCACCAGCUUUGAAGAUAGCCGACAUAGGUAUCGCUGUAGCAGAUGCCACAGACGGUGCAAGAAGUGCCUCUGACAUAGUUCUAACAGAACCUGGGUUGAAUGUGAUCAUAAGUGCUGUUUUAACUAGCCGUGCAAUUUUCCAAAGAAUGAAAAACUACACAGUAAUCCCCCAACAAUAAAAAUAUUGAUAAAAUAUUGCAAUAGUCCUUGUUGUAACGAAAAAUUUAUCAAAGCCUUAUUUUAUUUUUCUUUUGCAGAUAUAUGUUGUAUCUGUCACCAUCCGUAUUGUGGUAAGUUAUAAGUGCAUAUAUGGAGAAUUUAGCAGUGAUCAAGCCAUCAUUUUCUUUCCUUCUCAUUUUCAGUUUAUUUUGCUUUACAGGUUGGCUUUAUGUUACUCACAUGCAUUUGGGAAUUUAACUUUU
Arachis duranensis is the source of this 1196-nucleotide messenger RNA. Its product is annotated as plasma membrane ATPase 2-like. Gene Ontology annotation, biological process: proton transmembrane transport; regulation of intracellular pH. The transcript is spliced from 4 exons. Gene Ontology annotation, molecular function: ATP hydrolysis activity; ATP binding; P-type proton-exporting transporter activity. Gene Ontology annotation, cellular component: plasma membrane. The record is from RefSeq and is a predicted model, not a curated record. The coding region runs from base 603 to 953 and encodes 116 amino acids. Lineage: Eukaryota; Viridiplantae; Streptophyta; Magnoliopsida; Fabales; Fabaceae.